Psammomys obesus (fat sand rat) is the source of this 1914-nucleotide messenger RNA. It is a transcript of the gene Tsen54, whose product is annotated as tRNA splicing endonuclease subunit 54. Gene Ontology annotation, biological process: tRNA-type intron splice site recognition and cleavage. The transcript is spliced from 11 exons. Lineage: Eukaryota; Metazoa; Chordata; Mammalia; Rodentia; Muridae. Gene Ontology annotation, cellular component: tRNA-intron endonuclease complex. The record is from RefSeq and is a predicted model, not a curated record. The coding region runs from base 19 to 1593 and encodes 524 amino acids.
GCCGCAGACGGCGGCCAGAUGGAUCCCGAAUCCGAACCCGCGUCCGUGGAGGUUCCUGCGGGGCGUGUGCUCAGCGCCUCGGAGCUCCGCGCCGCGCGCUCGCGGUCCCAGAAGCUGCCUCAGCGGUCGCGUGGCCCCAAGGACUUCCUCCCCGACGGCUCCGAGGCCCAGGCCGAGCGGCUGCGCCUGUGUCGCCAGGAGCUGUGGCAGCUGCUGGCGGAGGAGCGCGUGGAGCGCCUGGGCAGCUUGGUGGCCGCGGAGUGGAGGCCGGAAGAGGGCUUUGUGGAGUUGCGGUCCCCUGCGGGGAAAUUCUGGCAGACCAUGGGCUACUCGGAGCAAGGGCGCCAGCGGCUUCACCCCGAAGAGGCCCUGUAUCUGCUGGAGUGUGGCUCCAUCCAGCUCUUCUACCAAGACCUACCACUGUCUAUCCAGGAGGCCUACCAGCUGCUGCUGGCUGAGGACACCUUGAAUUUCCUACAAUAUCAGGUCUUCAGCCACCUGAAGAGACUGGGCUAUGUGGUUCGUCGGUUCCAACGAAGCUCUGUUGUGUCACCUUAUGAGAGGCAGCUUAACCUGGACGGCUAUGCCCAGUGCCUGGAGGAUGGGACUGGCAAAAGGAAGAGGAAUUCCAGCUGUCGGUCUGUUCAUAAGAAGGCCAAGGCCCUGCAGGAUUCCCUGACUCCUGUACUGGCAGCCUCCAGCUCACCUGACUGUGACCAGACUAGCCAGAACCCAGAGGACAAGCCCCAGGAGUCAAGCCCCAGGAAGGGCUCAGGGCUCCCCUUUCAGUUUCUGGGGUCCUCAGAACUUUGCCCUGAUCUAUCCAGGGAGGAUGUGGGAUGUGGCCAGGAGAGUGACAAAAUAGAGAAUGGAGCCAAAGGGCCUCCUAAGCUUCGCUGGAACUUUGAGCAGAUCUCAUUCCCCAACAUGGCUUCAGAUAGUCGCCACACCCUCCUGCCUGCCCCAGCCCCAGAGCUGCUCCCAGCCAAUGUCAUUGGGAGAGGGACAGAUGCUGAGUCCUGGUGCCAAAAGCUGAACCAGCGGAAAGAGAAGUUUUCCCGGAGAGACCGGGAACAGCAGGCACGGGUCCAGCAGUUCCGGGAGGAUGUGAAUGCAGAUCCCGAGGUACAGGGCUGCUCUAGCUGGCGGGAGUACAAGGAGCUGCUGCAGAGGCGACAGAUGCAGAAGAGCCAGCCCCUCCCUCCACACCUGUGGGGCCAGUCUGUUACCCCCUUGCUCAAGCCUGAUAAAGCUGAUUCCCCAGCUGAGGUCCUUCAACACAUCUCUGUGCUGCAGACAACACGCCUUGCUGAUGGAGGUUACCGGCUGCUGGAGAAGUCUAGAGGCUUGGAGAUCAGCUUUGAUAUUUACCAGGCUGACGCUGUGUCUACAUUCCGAAAAAACAACCCUGGCAAACCCUAUGCCCGAAUGUGUAUUAGUGGAUUUGACGAGCCUGUCCCAGACCUCUGCAGCCUCAAGCGGUUGACCUACCAGAGUGGGGAUGUUCCUCUGAUCUUUGCCCUGGUGGAUCAUGGUGACAUCUCCUUCUAUAGCUUGAGAGACUUCACGCUACCCAGGGAUCUGGAGCACUGACGACAGAGCUCUGGUCCCUGGACUGCUCUCAGGGACCUUGUCAGCUCUCACCUGGAACUGUCUGGGCCAACGUGGUCCAUGGCCCUGGGUGUCUGCUGUUUGUAGGGACGUGAAGCCUUGCCCCACACCCUCCUGCCUGGCUGUUGUGCUUUCAAGCCCCCCCUCCCCCGAAGUGCUGCCUGGCAGUGAACUCCUUGGAACUCAGGACUUAUUUUCAGAGGCCCAGAAGAUUGGGCAGAACAGAAGACUCUGUGCCUUUAAACCAGGGGGUGUCUGCUUCGUGCCAUAAAGCCAAAGCCAUUAAAAAAAAUAUAUUCUGCU